Messenger RNA from Saccostrea echinata, 2749 nucleotides. RefSeq names its product zinc finger protein 43-like. Gene Ontology annotation, cellular component: nucleus. The coding region runs from base 427 to 2670 and encodes 747 amino acids. The record is from RefSeq and is a predicted model, not a curated record. The transcript is spliced from 2 exons. Gene Ontology annotation, molecular function: RNA polymerase II transcription regulatory region sequence-specific DNA binding; DNA-binding transcription factor activity, RNA polymerase II-specific. Gene Ontology annotation, biological process: regulation of transcription by RNA polymerase II. Lineage: Eukaryota; Metazoa; Mollusca; Bivalvia; Ostreida; Ostreidae.
UCUUCCCAGAUGUGAUACUGAGAUUACUAUCUAACUCUGUCCAGUUCCUGAGUUUGAUUGGAUAUUUACCAUGGAUCCCUGGGACCAGAACAGGAACAUAAAGAAAUGCUUCAUUAAAUCUAAAAUUUGGCCUUCAUCAUGUUAAUAACAGAAACAAAUUACUAAAUACCUGAGAGAUUGUAAUUUAGUCAAAUUAGGCCAAAUUAAACAAGACAAAUGGCUACUACUUCUAUAAGUGAAAAAAUCAAGGAUGCAGAACUGUUUCAGAAGCAGUUCUUUCUACUUUGAAUAAUGGUCAAUCAAAGAUCCCAAGGAAAUCUGCAACAAAACAUUAGAGACCUUAAGGAUUCAGUCUACACUGCUUACAGUGCUUGAGGGAGCUUGAAAAGCUGUCUAACUGAAGAAGGUCAAUCAGGAAAUGUGAACAUGAACAGCCCCGGGAUUCAGCAGGCCUCUCAGACCACUUUGAACACAGAGAGCCUUGGAACUCAGGUAUCCCAGCCUAGUGUGAACACAGGAAAAACACUAAAUACCAUGCCUGUUCACCAAAAUACUACAGAUGCUGACUCUAGCACAAAUGUUAUGAACCGUUCAAUUCUCAGCAAUCCUAGCAUUCUGAUUAAUCUGAACAAUGGUGUUCAAAGUGCUGCUACUCUUAAUCAGCUUGUAAAUAACAAAACAUUACCUGUGGACACUUCAAAAACAGUGGGACCUGCCGAUGUGGAGGUUACAGAGCAGAGCUUUUCAGUUAUUAUUCAAUCAGUUCAGAGAUUGGAUCCACCACCACCAGUCCAAAAUUUUAACCAAACACCAGAACUGGAAAAUGUCAAAGUGAAAAUAGAGGAAAGCUCAGUUGUUGAUGAAAUCCAGUCCUCCAUCCCUAUGAGUGAAGAAGGAAGGGUUGAAAAUAGUCUUGUUGCAGUAAGUAUAAGUCCGAAUGAAGAUUUAACAGACAAUAGUAGCAAAGAUAAAAUGAAUGAAACUGGCUUCAAGUUUUUCAAGUGUGGAAUUUGUGAUGAGGGUUUUAGUGAUUCAUUAGUUCUAGAGACGCAUGUUCGACAGCACAAGAUAUUCCAAAGUGAAGUCAUAAAAUGUGGGUAUUGUGAAGAGAGUUUCUCUUUUAAAACUGAUGCAUCACACCAUCUGAGGUGUAUCCAUGGUAUCAUUUGUGAGAAACCAAAAGCUGGAAUGGAAGAAGUUAAUUUACCAACCUAUGAGAGUGAGGGAAAAUCUGUGAAAAUUAUUCGAGUCAUUCGAACAAAAAUACCAAAAUGUGGGAUUUGUGGAAGAAUAUUCCAAAAUUUGGAGAGCUUUGCACAGCACAAAAAGAACAGCAGUUGCGCUUAUGUGUGGUAUUGUUGUGUUUCUUGUGGGCAACCAGUUGGGAAAGAAACUCGUGAAGAAGUACCACUCCCAAAAGAAUUAAUGUGCAAACUGUGUCAUAAGUCAGGAAACCAGCCAAAAGAGAACACAGAUACCAUAAUGCAGCAAAACAAGCAAGGAAGUGAAAUGAUUUUAGGUGUAGUGCAACCAAGUAUUGUAGGUUCUGGUUGUAAUAAGUGUAGAAAGAAAGAGCAAACCGAACAAGGAGAUGUAAUGAUUUUAGGGGCUGUGCAACCAAGUAUUGUAGGCUCUGGUUGUAAUACAUGUAAGUGUAGAAAGAAAGAGCAAAGCGAACAAGGAGGUGAAAUGAUUUUAGAUGCUGUAAGUUAUUUUGUGAGUUGUGAUUCAAAGCAUGCGGAUCAAAAUAAACAAGGAGAUGAAAUGAUGAUAGAUGCAGUGCAGCAACCAAGUAAUGUACCUUUGGGUGGUAAAACGUGUAAGAAGAAAGUGAAAGAGUUUUACAAUUGUUUGGAUUGUCGGAAAUCUUUUACAAAAAAAUGUUCAUAUGUGAUGCACCUGAAAAUGUCGCACAGUACCGCAAAACAGUAUAAGUGUGAUUUGUGUGAGCGGGCCUAUAUGUAUCCCACUUCUCUGAGAUUACACAAACUUUCACACUCAAGUAUGGAAACAUUUGCAUGUGAUAAGUGUCCGAAAACAUUCAAAUUAAAGGAGGUUCUUAAAAGACAUCAGAGAGUACAUGAGCCUGCAAGGUUUCCAUGUGAUGUAUGUGGUAAGAAAUUGAGGUGGAAAUCUCGGUUCAUAGAACAUAAGAGACUACAUAGUGGUGAAAAGCCAUUUCUCUGUGAGAUCUGUGGGAAAAGGUUUCAUAGUUGGAUGUCCAGAUUUUCUCACAUGGAUACCCACAACUCCUCAAGCAAGAGACUGUGCGAGAUUUGUGGGAAACUCUACAUGUGUGCUUCUUCUUUGCGACUUCAUCAGAUAAGACACAAAAUCAAUAACUGUUCAAGCACGGAAGAAAAACUGCGCAUUGUACCGUGGGUUUGCAAUGUUUGUGGCAAAGGCUUUUGUAAAAGGUUGCCAUAUGAAAAGCACAAAUUAAAUGUACAUGAGAGUAAAAACAAGAGUGGUCAUUUAGAAGAGAAAAAUCCUGAUAGUCAAAUCAGAUGUGACAUUUGUGGAAAAUCUUUCUCAACUAGAUGGACUCUUUUAUCUCAUAUUGCUCUCCAUAAAGGAAUGAUGUGGACUGCCUGUGAGAAAUGCAAUAUGGUAAUGCAUAAACACUCUUUGAAAAGGCAUAUGUUAAGAAUGCACAGAACAAAUGUAUAACUAUUUAUAUGACUAUUGACCAAUUUGAUGUUAACAAGUUACUAAUAUUACUUAUUAAGUUAAUGUAUAUGUUAGAAAU